Messenger RNA from Mobula hypostoma (lesser devil ray), 2438 nucleotides. RefSeq names its product collagenase 3-like. Gene Ontology annotation, molecular function: zinc ion binding; metalloendopeptidase activity. Bases 1 to 1404 code for a protein of 467 amino acids. Gene Ontology annotation, biological process: extracellular matrix organization; collagen catabolic process; proteolysis. Gene Ontology annotation, cellular component: extracellular matrix. The transcript has 10 exons. NCBI's taxonomy places the organism in Eukaryota, Metazoa, Chordata, Chondrichthyes, Myliobatiformes, Myliobatidae. The record is from RefSeq and is a predicted model, not a curated record.
AUGAAGUGCUUCAAGAUACCCGUUCUUUUUGUGCUGGUGAAUCUUGGGCGCAGUUUAGCUGCACCACUCAACUCUGAAACCGAACAAUUUAGCGAAGACGACUGGAAUCAAUGCCGGACGUACCUGAAACAGUUUUACAACAUGACCGAAACAACAUGGAGAAAAUCCGACACUGAGAUGACGGAGAAGAUAAGGGAAAUGCAAGAAUUCUUUGGUCUGCAAGUGACUGGGAACUUGAACCACGAAACCCUGGAAGUGAUGAAGAAGGGCCGCUGUGGGGUCCCAGACGUGGAGCAGUUCACUCUAUUUCCCGGACAACCUCGGUGGUCGCGCAAUAGAAUUACCUACAGAAUUUUGAACUAUACACCAGAACUGAAGAGACAAGAGAUAGAGAAAGCCAUUGCCCUGGCCCUUAAAGUCUGGAGCGAUGUUACACCGCUGACGUUUGUUCAGCAGACCGCUGGAGAAGCUGAUAUAAUGAUAUUGUUUGCGCGAGGCAAUCACCAGGACUUUAAUCCUUUCGAUGGACAGGGUGGGAUUUUGGCUCACGCGUUUGCUCCUGGAUCGGACUUGGGUGGCGAUACUCACUUUGAUGAGGACGAAAGGUGGACAUUGUCCAGAGAUGGAAUCAAUCUAUUCCUUGUUGCGGCUCAUGAAUUUGGACAUGCGCUGGGCCUGGGUCACUCAACCGAUAGAUCUGCUCUGAUGUUCCCCACCUAUUCGUAUGUCAAUACCAAAGGCUUUCGCCUCCCGGCUGACGAUGUUAAAGGAAUCCAAGCAUUAUAUGGACCUCGUGUAGAUUCAAGACCAGCAAAACCAACUGAACCCUGGGAUAGAUGUAAUCACCAAAUGUCAUUUGAUGCCAUUACCAGACUACGUGGUGAGCUUUGGUUCUUCAAGAAUGGAACCAUUUGGCGAAAACACCCUUGGCGCUCAAACGUGACUUCGAUUCCAAUCAAGAGUAUUUUUCCCAACAUUCAAGCUGUUGAUGCUGCAUUUGAAUACAAGGAUAGAGAUAUGGCUAUUUUCUUUGAAGGGUCAAAGUACUGGCUAAUUAGGGGACUCGAGACUUUGAAAAGAUAUCCUCGGAGCAUCAGAUUUAUUGGGCUUCCAAGAUCGGUUACACGUGUAGAUGCUGCUGUACACAUCAUGGAGAGAAAACAAGCAUUAUUCUUCGUGGGGCAAAAAUACUGGAGUUAUAACCUGAGGAGAAAUCAAAUGGAAAGAGGCUAUCCAAGAAGAAUAAUGGAUGACUUUCCUGGUAUAGGGAAUAAAGUAGAUUCAGCUUUUCAAAACUCUGGCUACCUCUACUUAUCAAAUGGACCAAUACAGUAUGAAUAUGACUACAUGAACAAAAAAGUCAUCCGUGUCUUGAAAACAUCCAGCUGGCUAAAUUGUGAUUAAUUAAUAAAUAUAGUGGAACCUGGUUAAUUGGGGCAGCCGCUUAUUUGCAACAACUCUUUAAAGAAUAAAAACUGAAAAUUGCUGGGAUUUCCUUUGUUUAUUUGGGACACUAUACCACUUAACUGAGACAGGAGACGCUUGCCUAACAGGUUCUAACUAGAGUUAGUCGCGUGCUUACAGUGAACAGUUUUUGAAUAGCGUCAGUUGCGCAUGUUUGUGUUUAAAAAGCAGAGAUUUUUGGCACUGAUAGUUGGCAAGCAAAAUACCAUAAGACAAUUCAGAACCGUUUUGCUGACUGCAGAUUCAAGCAUUCAGGCUUGGAGAUGCCAGAAAUGGCUGAGAGUGGAAAUGAAACUAUUUCACUACUUCAACAAGAUAGGAACUACGAAUAAUUUGAAGGUAUCAAUAAUCAUCUGGAAUGUUACAAUGAAGGAUGCAAUCAUCAAUAGCAUUGUAUGAAGGCUCUAGGUAUUUGCGCUGAUUUUAUUGAUUCUGUACACUUGAUGAAUCCCUUUGUCAAUUGCUAUUAGGAAAUAAUACAGUUUUAUAGUACUGUAGUAUAUACGGUGGUCUUCUAAUUUGUUCUGUAUUUCAUUUAAUACAUAAGGCAUUACUUAGUCUGUCUUUUUAAUAUCAUUUUAACUAUUUCCAUGAGACUUCAGCUAAUUGGGGCCGCCAUUUAACUGGGUCAAAUGUACUGAUCUUGAUGUGCCCCAAUUAACCGAAAUCCACUGUAUUUGCCUUAAGAACUACCAGGCAUAUAGCUUUCAAAGUACUAUAUUAUUUGAGACCAGGAGUUCUUUUCUGACAAAUUUCAAAAUUGAUUGUUUCAUUUUGGAAAAGAGCGCAAGUUUUAAUAAUUCAGAUUCUAUAUACGUGAAUGGAUUAUACUUUCAAACUCUUAUCUAAAAAUGGCUUAAUAUCCAAUCAGUUAUGUUGUGAAAUCAAGAAAGCAUAAUUUUAAAUGAUAUUAAAAUAUGGAUUGAACCUGCUUAGAGUUAUGUCACUGCAGUGUUAUUAUACCUGAUUUGUUU